AUGGCGGCAUCCAUGAAGACUGAAGAGAAGGGUGCCCCCAAAGCGAAAGCCAAGCCCAAAGCGAAAUCGCAAGCCAAACAAAAAGAUGAACGCACCAAGACUUUGCAGAAGGAUAUAAAAGCGCUCCGGGACAAGGGGCAAAAGGCCAGGGAACUGGCGAUCGACCUCACUGCAUGCAAGAUCCCGCACCAGGAGGCUCUGCAAUGUGGAGAAUUGUUUCAGCUUCUACUCUUCCACACGUUUCCCAAUAUGGAGUGCUUAAAAUCUUCCAUUUGA
Messenger RNA from Cladocopium goreaui, 276 nucleotides. The record is from the annotation of a GenBank genome assembly. NCBI's taxonomy places the organism in Eukaryota, Dinophyceae, Suessiales, Symbiodiniaceae.